UUUGCCGCUAAAAAUAAGCUCGGCUUAUUUUCGUGGCCGCGCGCGGCGGCUCUCGUUGCUCUCAAGCGACUCGGCCGCUUCGCGCUGCUCCCCUCCCACUUGUGAUAUUCUAAUCGCAAUCGAACGGCCAUCGCGGCGGCCUACGAAAUCCCCCUCGAAAUAGAACGACAGUGCCAGAGAUUAGUUGAGAGAUAGCUGACCGUAAUCUGCUGUUGCGCGAUUCGGCGAUCGCAGACACUCGAGCGGUCGAGUGAGUGCCCGUGAAUUUUGCCUGCAUUCCGUGUGCCUGACUGAGCGCCCUCUACUCAUGCCAAAAUCAAAGUCAAGAUUAAACUGCUUUUGUUCUUUCCGGCUCGUUUUCCGCUUCGCUCACCUCUGUCCAAUUUGGCCGUUUAUCACUUGCUUGUACGCGAGCCCAAGAGAGCAACGCCGGCGGGACACGUGAUCCGACGUGAUCCAACCUCCAUCUGAUGAUUCGAAGCGCCAGAGAUACGGAAAUACGCGUACUUACUCCCAAGCGAAUCACCGCAGGCAUUGCCUUCGAACGGUUUUUCGAUUACGUGUGAAAUGUACAUCUAGUAUACGACUGUUAAUUUUAAAAAAGGACAGCUUGAUGCAUGGCGGAGACGCACUUGUGACCAUCAUCUGUUUAUUUGCCGUGGGCAAAAAAAACGCGCAGUGUCGCAGGCAGGAGUGUUAGGUACGAUACGGGUAGUGAAUUCCAGAUCAAUAAACGAAAGGCCCGAAUCGAGGCAAGGCAUCUCUGGGCUCGAAUCGUAGCGCUUGUGCGCGAGUUGUUGCGGAUGCUGACUCAAGUGAAGCUAGGUUAGAAAGUUCUCGCUGCGUCAUCGGACGAUCGGCACGACAACCAUUGAAAAUAGCGAGCUCGCAGCGAAAGAGAGAGAGCCAAUUGCCAAUCAGCGAGGAGGAAGAACGUCGGUCGGCCAGGCUCACGCGCGUCCCGGCCCCAAUGACUGACGUGACUGACGCCUGGUUCCAAUAAUAGAACGAGGGGACGAGCGACCAGAUGGAGAGCGCGGCCAAAGGCGUCGAGUGGUCGCAGGAGCAGGCCUGCCGGAGCAAGCUGAGAUUGGUGCGGGCACGGCGCGCGCGACGCCUCGACCAAGCAGCUCAAGGCGAGGCGCGCGGCCGCCAAGCCGGCCACAGCCACGGCCUCGAGCUCGUCGCCUCCACCACGCUGCACAAGGCCUUCGCGGACGUGUGCUUCUGCGACGCCACGCAGGAGUACCUGCUGCUGGACCGGGCGGUGGAGGUGCAGCGCUUCUCCGCGCAGGGCAAGCAGCUGCGACCCGCCUACCCGCUCGAGCCCUCGAUGAGCUUCGGCCGGCUGCUCUGGUGCGGCGCCGAGGCCCAGUGCCUGGUCGGCUACGAGCCCGGCCAGCCGCUGAUCUGGCUGCUGAGCCCGCGCUGCCGCGGCCUGCGCCCGGCGCUCGGCGGCGAGCUGCGCGCCAGGACCGUGCACUACGCGCCGGGCGCCAACCAGCUGGUGGUCGUGAGCGCCGAGCAGGCACUCACCUACCGCCUCGGAGAGGAGCGCGCGGAGCCGAGCGCGGCAGUUGCCUACGCCGACCCCGACUCCGGGCCCAGCUGGCAGCUGGACUGCUCGACACUGCUGGCCCCGGACGCAGCCUGGCCGGGCGGCCGGCUGGCCUCCUCGUACCUGAGCACGCUCUACCUGCUGGCGCUGCCGGCCGAGGGGCUCGCCGACGAGCCUGAGCACGGCCGGCCGCUGGCCAGACGCGCCGGCGCCGCGCCGGCGGCCAUAACCGCGCUGCGGCUGUACGAGCCGGCGGCCUGGCUGCUCGUCGGCGACCAGCAGGGCAACCUGCUGGCCUACAACCUGGAGCUCGAGUGCGUGAUGGCGCAGGAGGGCGCGCACGGCGCCCGCCUGGCGAUGCUGCACCCGCACCCGACCAUCCGCGGCUUCCUCAGCGCCGCCCGCGGCGAGCUGCGCGUCUGGAGCUGCGACAUGCGCGCCGGGCUGGAGGCCUUCGGCGAGCUCGGCGGCGCGCUCGUCGCCCUUGCCGUCGCCCCCGCGGCCGCCAGCGUGCUCGCUCUCGCCGGGCGCCGGCUCAGCUUCCUGACCAUGCACCGGCUCUACUGCUCCUUCGCGCCGCUCACGUCCCCCGUCAAGUGCCUCACUUCAACGCAGAACCCCAUGUACUCGACCAAAACCACCGUUGUAAGUAAAGACAAUAGCGUAAGGAUAUUUUCUUCGGACGGCAGUCAACUGAGCGUUCAAAUUCUGCCGGAAGAACCGUUGAAUGUUGUAUCGGCCGCAUACUGCGGAAAUGCAAAUCGAUUAUUUACGAUUAUCUCGGAAGCCGGCGAAAUUCUUGUUAGCGAUAGCAGCGCCUGCCCAAUGAAAUUCAAGAGCGUAUUCGUGAGCAGUGAAGAGCGGAUAACCAGUAUUGUUGGAUACGAGAUUUACGAGGAAAUACGUAAUGACGACGGUACCUCCAAACGCAACAGAGUUUUCUAUCCUGUAGGCAUUCGGAUCAUUGCAGGAACAGACAAUGGCAAGCUCAUCGUUGUAAAUAGCCUCACAGGAAAACACGAGUCGAUGUGUUGGGCUCACCGUGGAUCUGUGAUGCAGCUGCGCUCGUCAUCGAUAAGUCAUCGCCUAGUUUCCCUAGGAACUGAUAAAUGUGUCAAAGUUUGGCACAUUUUGCCGGAGCUAGCGCAACCUUUGCACCUUUUUUACGACGUACAUUUCACUUUAAGAAUUAAUCAAGUAGCCACUAUGGGGUCGAUUCUAUGUGUCGUGAAUAGUUCGAAAACCGACAAUGUGCACCAACUGAUCAUGUACCAUAUGAAGGAACGAGAGCGAUUGGAACAUCCUAACACCGAUGAUCACAGAGCACCAAUUGUAGAUAUGAUUACUUCGGAGUCGUUAAAAAUAUGCGCAACGUCGUCUCUAGAUAAUACUAUUCGAAUAUGGAGUGAUGACAAUUGUCUUGUCAAUGUUUUGCGAUUAAACCUUUGUGCAUGGAGUACUGCAUUCUCGUCGGUCAAUGGAGACAUUGUUUUUGGCGCUGGGCGACGUUUGUAUAAAAUACCUUAUGAAAAUUAUUUAACGCCAUAUUAUCAAGCGAAAAUGAGUACCACUGACUUAUCCGAAGAUGAUUACGAUGAAUUAGUGGCUGAAGAUUCUAAAUACAGAAUCUACGACAAUGAAAUCAACAGAAGCGCAAUGCUGCAUCCUGUUAAUAGCUUGCUGCUUGCUUCAAUAGAUGUUUUCGAUUCCAAAAAUCCUCAAGUAGACCUCGUUCAAAAACAAAUUUGUGAAUUAAUCGAGUCUCGAGAUGAAGAUAUCAGAAACAUCAAAAACUAUCUUGUGACUUCGUCUAAAGUUAUUACAAGUAGAGCACUUAUGACUGCACAACAAUGGGAAGAAUACGUGAAUGAUUUAUUAAGUAGUUUAACGCCAACUGUACCGCAACUACCAGAGUUUCAAUUUAAAAGUAUAGUCGAGACUAACUCGCAAGAAAACAAGGCGUACAAUGAACCAGCCGUAUUUCAUAUGCUUUUCGGCUACAGCUUGGACAAUCUUCAGUACACCGAAUGUUUAGCGGAAAAAAUAAUGAAUGAUAUAUUUCCGUUGCAUGGAUUCUUACCAAACUCGAUUCUCUAUAAAUCCAAAGAACCAGAGAUUCCUAAAGUUUACGAAAAGCCGCCAAAGAAAGAAUUAGUGAAGUACAAAUAUCCAGUUGAAUUUUUCAAAAAAUCACAAGAAAGCAUUCUAGAAGCAAGAAAAUCUAUAAGACUUUCUCAGUUAGUAUUGGUGGAAAGUAAAACUGACGAACAAGAAAAUGCUUGAAAUGUUUAACAAUAAAAUAUUUAAUUAAUCAAUAUUUACAAAAUUUUACUAUAUUAUCAAAAUCUUUGUAUAACAAUAAAAAAAUAUUUACAGCCUUAUUACAAUGAG
Molecule: messenger RNA, 3949 nt
Organism: Phymastichus coffea
Lineage: Eukaryota; Metazoa; Arthropoda; Insecta; Hymenoptera; Eulophidae
Exons: 16
Coding region: 1028-3841 (937 amino acids)
Molecular function (GO): protein binding
Source: RefSeq, a predicted model, not a curated record